AUGCCUGAACCAGCGAAGCCAGCGCCCAAGAAGGGAUCCAAGAAAGCCGUGACCAAGACGGCUGUUAAAGGAGGCAAGAAGCGCCGAAAGACCAGGAAGGAGAGUUAUGCCAUCUACGUGUACAAGCGCAUCGCUGGGGAGUCUUCCCGCCUGGCUCACUACAACAAGAGGUCCACCAUCACCUCCAGGGAGAUCCAGACCGCAGUGCGUCUGCUUCUGCCCGGUGAACUGGCCAAGCACGCCGUGUCCGAGGGAACAAAGGCCGUCACCAAGUACACCAGCUCCAAGUAA
Clupea harengus (Atlantic herring) is the source of this 291-nucleotide messenger RNA. RefSeq names its product histone H2B 1/2-like. The record is from RefSeq and is a predicted model, not a curated record. Gene Ontology annotation, cellular component: nucleosome. The transcript has 2 exons. Lineage: Eukaryota; Metazoa; Chordata; Actinopteri; Clupeiformes; Clupeidae. The coding region runs from base 1 to 291 and encodes 96 amino acids. Gene Ontology annotation, molecular function: DNA binding; protein heterodimerization activity; structural constituent of chromatin.